UGUCCCGGAGGCCGAGUGGCCAUGCCGGGAGCGUGCUGCGCUGGUUCACCACCGUGAUCCUGUGUCUGGCCUUCCUGGGGAUGGGACUAAGUGGUUCUAUACUGGGACCCACGUUUCAAGAUCUGGCCACUAACGUGAACCGCAAUAUCAGCAGUCUUUCUGAAAUAUUUGUGGGUCGUGCUUUAGGAUAUUUGUGUGGCUCUUUGAUUGGAGGAGUUCUUUUGGACUGUAUGAAUCAGUUUUUACUUCUGGGGCUGUCCAUGUGGGUCCUCACUGUGAGUACUUAUCUUAUUCCAUUUUGCAAGACUGCAGUGUUGCUGAUUGUCAUGAUGUCUGCCAUGGGUGUCUCUUUUGGUGUUCUGGAUACAGGUGGGAAAGUGCUCAUCGUGGCUCUUUGGGGGGACAAAAGCCCCCCCCACAUGCAGGCCUCAGACUUCAGUUUUGCCCUGGGCGCCUUCCUGGCUCCCCUGCUGGCUAAACUGGCGCUGGGCCCCACAGUGUCUGCUGACAACCACACAGAGCCCGACUUUCUCCCUGCAGCCCUCAAUGCCUCUUCUGAAGCCGCCUCAGACCCUCUACUCGCAGCUCCCCAUGACAUGAACUUACUGUGGGCUUAUGCUUCCAUAGGCACUUACAUUCUCGUAGUUUCUCUCCUUUUCUUUGCUCUGUUCUUCAUGAAAAGCUCAAGGCAGGGAAAAACAACAGCCUCUGCUCAGCAAUCUCGAAGAGCUCAAUACCACAAGGCCCUUCUCUGUCUGUUUUUUCUGUUCUUCUUCUUCUCUGUUGGGGCUCUGGCAACAUACACUUCUUACCUUUUCUCCUUUGCCACCACCCAUGUUGGCAUGGACGAGAGAGAGGCAGCUGGCUUGAACUCCAUCUUUUGGGGGACCUUCGCAGCCUGCAGGGGCCUGGCAAUGCUCUUUGCUGGGUGUUUACGUCCUGCCACCAUGAUUGUGUUGAGCAACAUUGGCAGCCUGGCCUCCUGUUUGUUUCUGGUGCUUUUUGACAGGAGCUCCCUUUGUCUCUGGAUAGCAACUUCUGUGUAUGGGGCUUCCACGGCCACCCCGAAUCCCAGUGUUUUUUCUUGGAUGCAACAGUACACCACCAUCAGUGGCAAAUCUGCUGCAUUUAUUUUGAUUGGUGCUGCCUUGGGGCUAAUGGCUAUUCCUGCAUUAACCGGAAUUCUUCAAGGACAAUAUCCAGUUCUACCAGUAGUUCUAUAUGCCUGUUUUGGGUCUGCAAUUUUCACUGCUGUUUUAUUUCCUAUGAUGUAUAAAGUAGCUACCUUGCCUCUGCGAAAAGGAAACAGAAAAGGUGAGUGUUCGGGACUAUGAAGAAAAAUAAAAUGAAACUGGUCUUCUCU
Messenger RNA from Dipodomys spectabilis (banner-tailed kangaroo rat), 1363 nucleotides. Its product is annotated as sodium-dependent glucose transporter 1-like. The coding region runs from base 81 to 1334 and encodes 417 amino acids. The transcript is spliced from 6 exons. The record is from RefSeq and is a predicted model, not a curated record. Gene Ontology annotation, biological process: transmembrane transport. Lineage: Eukaryota; Metazoa; Chordata; Mammalia; Rodentia; Heteromyidae.